CGCUAUCCAGUGCGCGACGUGACGUCGAGCGGUCGCGCGUGAUGCGCAACGAGAGCGCGAAAUACGGCAAGGAGGAAGAAGAGAUGCUAGACGCUAUCCUCAUCUCGAACGAAAAUUGGAACGCGGGGCGCCUCGUAAUUACAUAAUAGCCGGACUCUGUCGUCGCGCUCGAAUGAAACGUCGUUUGCACGCGUGCUUAUCGAAUCCCAUCGAGAUCCAUCAGAAUUCCAUCGCUCGCGACGCCGUUGCGCUUCCGAAGGCACGUGAGCGUUAAGCCGAUGAGUCGUAAAUAAGGCGAAGCGCGGCACGUAUAUAUUCGCGGGAAAUUUACUCAACGUCACUCUCUCCUUAUCUCGUAUAUAUUGGUUCCGCACGAUUGCCCUCCCUUCCCCCCCACGCAGCAGGAACGUCAUUGUCGUUAUUGCGUGUUGCUCCUUUUCAGACUUUCGCGUCAUACCAGUGUCUUCGAGUUGAUUGUGGAACGAACGUUCCAUAUCCGAGGCUCUUUCCCCGCCGAUGUCUAGAGUAUCUUUCGCGUGCAGGAAUAGACGAAAGUCCGAGACGAGAGAUCUCAGCUAGGGUAGCGUGAUUCGUAUCGCGAAAUUUCUCGAGGCCUUGCUGUGAAAUAUAUGUGGGAAGUAAGAAUUUUGAGGCAUCACACUGACAUUCUCGUCGAGUGAUAAUAAGUGAUACGCGUGAUGCGGCAAAUUAGUAUCCUCGUCGUAAGAGAUUGUGGAACGUAAGAUACGAGACUGCGAUAUUCUUACUAUAAGCGAAAUUUAUAAGAUAUAGGAUGACACUUCGACUAAAAACAAUCUCGCGAAAAUGAAAGAAAUGUGCCGACAGGAUGGUGUGUGAUAUAAAAUUUUGUCGACAAAUGAAAAUAUAUUUACGUGACGCAAAAUAUGAAGGAGCGGUCUGAAAAUACUCUGUCACACGUUGCAUGAAGGAAAAUUCUGAUGUAAAAAAAAAAAAAGAGGAACGUUGCGACCAAUUCUCCGAUAAGAGUACCUUAAUUACGCGCACCUUUAUUACUCGCAUCGAAUGCGAUGACGGAGUAUGUGACUCGAUUUUAAUAUCCUCAUUGUUUCGUCAAUGAAGGAAAUCAAAAAUCUUCUCGUCGCUCGAGGAAAUAUUAUAGGAUAGGAAAUAUGGACAUCGCUACUAACGACGUUCUUCCCGUGCGCAAUAAUAGUGGCACGCGUUUUCGAGACACGUUUUGUUACACCGUUGUUCGUCGCGAUUCGAUCGCGACUUAAUAGCGUUUCACGCAACGGGAUCUUGCUAAAGAAAUAGAAAGAGAAGGAGUACAGAAAAGAGACUCGAGGAGUAUCAAUUGUAGGCGAACGGAAUCAAACGUCGCGAGGAGAAGACUCUCUUCAUUUUAUACAUAUAUACACAAUUAUAUAUCGGAAAUGAACGAAGUGAAGCACGUUUUGACAGCUUUAAGAUCGCCCACGAAGAGCUCGACCUUGAGCAACGGCACUGUGGGAGUCGCGACAGCGACGUGGUACGACGUUCCGGCGCCGAUCAUCGUGCAUUGUCGCGAGUUCCAUGAAGAGGGUCGCGACGUCAUCGAAAACGAGGAGAGUAAAAAAUCCUGCGAGAAAGAGAUAGAAAUCGGAUCUAUUGAUAAGAAUAUGGAGGCUUCUUUCGAGAGGGAUGCAGUCGUCGUCGGGUCUUCGGAGAAGGAUACGAUGACAGCUGAAAGACCCUUGUCGUUCAAUGAAGCGUUGUAUCAGAACAAGGAGACAAUCCUGAACGAUAUAAAUCGGAAUAGAAAGAGGCAUAGUACUACUGUGGAACUGAAUGCCACAACAAUGGUAGAAACGGACGCCGACGGAGUGCCGACGAUCAGUUUCAGCUUUCUGCGCGUUGACGAGAAAUUUAACGAGGAUGGAGACGAGAUUGUCAUUCUGGAGGUCGAUACGAGCGAUCAGAUCAAGGACUCGGCAGAGAAUCAACUGUACGAUCUUCCUAAGAGCGCCGUCUCAAAUCGAGUCUCUUUGGAACAAUAUGACGAUAACGAAACGAAUAUCGAAUCCUCGUCGCCGAUUCUCUACGACGUGCCCAAGCCGGCAAAGGACACGCCCUCGAACAAGUCGCAAGAGGAGGAGGCGACGAUGACGCUAUCAAACGUUUCUCUUGAUAAGAAGAAACAACAACGCGAUCAGACGAAACGUUCCACUAGAUCGCUCAAGUCCGGCCGAAGAAGCUACGGCGCGUCUGAUAGCGAUGGCUACGACGCCGGGAUAGCGUCGAUGUCGGGAUCGUACUCGGAUCCCGAAUGUCCGAACGAGGAGGGCUCAUUGAGCGGCGCUUCCGAUCGCAGCAGACGGAAGCUGCAGAAGCGGCGAUUAGGCAAAGCCUGGGGCAGGAUGCGUAGCUGGCUGCGAGAGGAGAGGACCAGGAUCGGCGACAUCGUCAACAGGCACGCGAGGCUACAGGCGGUCGGCGCUCUCAACCCCGAGGUGCGAGAUGAUGCCGCUUUCGCACGAACGUCCAAGAACAAGCAGCGCGGCUUCUACGAUCUGACGCGGGCUCGUACCCGGGAGACCGGUUCGAUCACCAGGGUGGAAGAAUUCGGGCUAUCGUCGGUAUCGGAAGAGGCGAAUGCCUCCGACGAUCUAGAAAGACCGACGUCGGCGUCGCCCGACUCGGGAAAAGCAAACAGUUCUCGAACGAUGCGCGGUAAUUUGAAGAGGAAGACGGUGAGCUCGGACGACAUCUUGGAGAACAGCAGGACAAAAUUACAGCCAUCGGUGUCAACGGUGUCGUUCAGCAUGGACAAGCUGUGCUCGGACGCGGAGAACGAUGAAACGAGAAUGUUAUCGACAACGCCGACGACGAUGGCGCCGGCGGAAGUCGGCUGUGAGACAUCGAGGGAUCACGGUGGGAAAGGUGGCCUGAUUAAGAGGAGAAUGCUCGGGUCAAUCAGAGGGUUAAUGGCCUCCACUCAUCUGUUGCAGACCUACGAGAUCGAGGAGGGAGGACAAGGAGGUUUCGAGGAUGUGCGCAGAUACAUCAAACAAGGAGGUGAUUUCUGCAAAGAAUUGGCGUCGAUUCUUCAUGAAAGAGCCGAAUUAGAAGCUACUUAUGCGAAGGGACUCAGUAAGCUGAGCAAUAAGUUGACAAAGGCCUGCGCCAAGGAUCAAGGUGGUAAUAGCAACGGAGGCGUGAACGAGGCAUGGAGGUGUGUCGGCGAGGAGAUGGAGGCUGCUGCGGAAGCCCAUCGGCUAUGGGGCAUCGCGCUGAGUGAGCAGCUCGCCAAACCGCUUAGAGUGGGUGUAGCAGAGACGCAGGGCCGAUCGAGGAAGACCAUCGAGAAUUCGGUGGACAAAGCGUCCAAGUCGCUGCAGGAGUGGCGCGGGAUUGCGGCAAAAAGUAAGAAGCAAAGUUUCGCGAGCGCGCGAGAGAACGAGAGACUGCAAGACCUGGCGCGGUUGCAGACAAUCAGUCAGAGUCAGCAGAGUAACAAUAAAUUGUCGAAUCAUCAUAUGACGGAGAAAGAAGCCAGCAAGCUGGAAACUAGACGGCGAAAAGCUGAAGACUCAUCGCGUCGCGCGGAUACGGAAUUUUAUACGGUGAGCGUGAGGGCUGAGAGAGCUAGGCUGGAGUACGAGAAUACAGUAAGGAAAGGUGCGAAGCAGAUGGAGUUGCUCGAAGAGGAGCGAUUGAGCGCUUUGAAGGACUUCGCCAAUGUGUACUUGACGCAUUUGCAAGCGUUCGCGCCGCGACUGCAACAGAGCGCUGAUCGCCUGCUAACGCCCGUGCGUAGCUGCAACGUAUCGCAGGAUCUUGAAGUUCUGAAGAAUCUCGUACGUCGAAUGGACAGUAACGACGUGUCGAACGCGGAACAGUUGCUGCCGGACUUUUACGCAGAACACGUCACGCUGGCGAUGAAUCGCGAGCGACGGAAGCAGGCGCUAGUUAGAGUGCUGCACCUGAUUAGGCAAGAUCUGGACAGGGAGAGGCGGGGUAGAGAGGGUUUAGAAACAUUACAUCGAGCCUUCAUCAAAACACCGGCCUUUGCGGCGGAUGAGAGCGCACAGAAUGUGACGGAUAAGUUGCAUCAUAUGCGUUCCAUGUUGCUAUACUUGGAGGCGGCCAAAUAUAAAGUUGGUGGUACGCUCGCGGAAGUAGAAGGCAGCAAACGAUCCAAACAUCCCUUGUCGGACCAUAUCCUAGUUUCGAGAGACAAGCAGGGUUUGCAGCAAAGUGUUCUUAAGGUUCCUUCUUGGGCAAAGAAUGAAUCUUUUGAGAUUCAAGACGAUGAUGACGAGCUCGAAAUUCAUCUGACAAAGGAUCAGGACGCCGAUCAGACACGUGAUUGGGUUGAUCGGACGGCUGGCGACGGCAAUUCCGAGAAUCCGCCGGAUGAAGAUGACUUCAGUGAUUUCGAUGAAUUUAGCAGUCACUCGGAGGAUAACAACAAUCAGGAAGCGGUCGACGGUGCGGAGGUGGUGACGACGACCAAGACAGAAAACGCGGAGCAAUGCCGAGCGAUCUAUCAGUAUUCGGCGAAUUUAAACGACGAGCUUAGUCUCAAUCCGGGUGAUUUGAUAACCGUCCAUCAGAAACAGGCGGACGGCUGGUGGAUAGGCGAAUGUAGAGGUCGCACCGGCAUAUUUCCGGCCACUUAUGUGCAAGUCAUACAUUAAUAGACGUGAAAGACUUAUCGUAUCAUCGAAUAAUCAUCGCUCGAUGUUAACGUUCACAAGUUCCACGCGAGUCCUCUUACUUAAAUCUUUCAUCCGGUUUUGCUGAACCAUUGUAAGAGUGUUACAAUGUGCCAAUAUAGAGCGUUACCCGCGACGAUUACUUUUUACGUGCAGAAAUCGAGCAUACUUCGAUCAUAAACUCAUACAAUAACAAUGACGAACAUAAGAAUUAAUACCAAAUAGCAGUUACCACCAUUUGAGACGGAAUGCGUUCGCCAGUGGAAAUAUUUUAAUUGCUACUAUUUGCGUAUAUAACGUAUUUAUCAUUUUUAUUACGUUAUAUAAUUAGUGCUCAUUUAUUUAUAUUAUUCUCAACGGAAGAUAGAUUUUUCAUUAAAUCUAAUGCUGCACUUUAUAAUUCAUCGCGCAUACUAUCUAUUGUUAGAGAUCAACGGUGCAUUUUUGAAGAUUUAAUUAAAAAAUACUUUUAAAAAUUGAAACCAUAUUUCACUAAUAUGAAGUUGAUACUAAUAGCUGGCAUAUUGUAGUUGCCAUGAUUAUGAUCACUUAUUUUGUAUUCCCUAUAUAAUUUUCUUCAGAGCCAUCGAUGUAUUUCCAAGCCUUUGGAAAACAUUUACUUUUCAAACAUGUUUUGUAUAUGCGUGUAUCGCAUCUCAUUCUAAGAAUUAGAUUAUAUCAGGUGUUUUUUUCUUUUUUUUGUAAUUUAUUAAGAAUUUGAAUAUGCACAUACAAGAAUAAUAAGCGUUUGGAACAGUGAACGUCGAAACAAUAUAAGACGUAAGAGAGAGAGAUAGUAAAAAAACAUGGAAAAUUGUAUAUAUUAUUUGUAUUGUGUAAACGCAUUCAAUUGUAAAUAUCUAAAUAUAAGAAGCUAUUUAAAUGUACUGUGCGCGCGAUAAAGUAUAUGCUAAUAACGCAUUUGUUUACAGAUA
Cataglyphis hispanica is the source of this 5614-nucleotide messenger RNA. RefSeq lists its product as uncharacterized. Bases 1416 to 4661 code for a protein of 1081 amino acids. Gene Ontology annotation, molecular function: protein binding. Gene Ontology annotation, cellular component: cytoplasm; plasma membrane. NCBI's taxonomy places the organism in Eukaryota, Metazoa, Arthropoda, Insecta, Hymenoptera, Formicidae. The record is from RefSeq and is a predicted model, not a curated record. The transcript has 9 exons.